UAUUAACCGACGAGACGUCCCAAAAGAUAUUCUCACUUGACUCAGGAGUCCCAUCCAGUCGUUCGUUUAUUGAACAGUCUUAAUUUCCUGACCAGCAGAGAUACUGCCUCAACGACAAUGCCUAUACCUAGCAAACACAAAUCCGAUACCAUGCCGACGCCAGGAGAUUACGCCGUCAGCACUGGAGAUUCAGGGCCAGUGAAAUACGUUGCCGCCCCAGCGUUAAGCCAGCCUGAUACAACUACCGCGAUUCAGGAAGCAAAUACCAUUAUCGACGACGGCCAUGUGCAGGCCACGGAGAAAGGAGAACAAGGGUCAGGAGGGCCGACCGAAGAGGGUGAGAACGGGCAGAAGGACAUAAUCGACAAGCCUCAGCCUACCGGACUUUCGGGUGAGGAGGACCAUGACAUUUCGACUCAAGCGACGAGCGUGGCGGCCACAGCUCAGGAAGAGAAGAGCGAGACGAGUCCACUGGAAGAUCAUAAGCUACUGCAAGAGCAACCGGGCGACUUGAUUGCUGGUGCUCCCAAGGGUCACACCCAAGGGGUCGAUGUGGACGAAGCCAGCAGCGGCAAAGAAGACAUGCCGAGUGUUGACGAGGAGAAGGGCGAUAGAGCCGCUGGCUACGAGGAGACGCAGAAGCCCGGCAAGAAGAAGCACGAGAAAGGAGAUCACGAGAAAGAAAGCCAUAUUCCAAAUCUGGAUACGAAACUGAGAGACCGCGCAGAAUCGGAUUGCAAGACCCGGAUUGAUACCCUCCAAGGCCAGAAUCAUGGCCAGGAAGAAGACCUCCAGGACAAGAUCCGCACCCCGGAAGCGAAGCUAAGCGAGGGACAAAAGCAUAGACGGAGUCUGGAAGAUACGGCUACGCAGCAGAUGAAACUGCACUGCGACCUGGAAGACGAGCUCGCGAAAGCAAAAAGCCAGGCGGAGGGGGACUUGAAGAAAUGCCACGAGGAGAGAAAGGCCGAGGUGAAACGCAAGGACAACCGGACUACGGACCUGGGAGCCGAGCUCGAGGACUGCAAGGGGCGUCAGGAGGACAUGUCCAAGGAAGUCGAGGCCAGAGACGAGAGGAUUGUUCGACUUGAGACAGAGCUCAAUAAGGCCAGGAAUGAUCUGGAGGAAUACCACAGGGACAGAGAAGGGAUCAAGGGGAUUGUGGAGACGAUUACGAGAAAGUGCAGCGACAUUGUGAGCCUGACAUCAGACAGCAGCCCGACGACACCCAGAGAGGGCGCGGUGGCAACGAGCGAGACACCGGCACGACAGCCGUCGGAUUCGCGGCACGGCCACCACCACGAGGUCUCGUGCUCGAGGGCGCGGCGGCCGUGGGUUACGCUCCUGGCCGUGGCCGCGCUGCUUGCGGCCGCGGUGGACGGGGUGCUGGCCAGCCAGCGGUUCUCGCAGGCAUACGGGUUCUACUACCACGGGGGCUUUGACGGGCUCACCCAUGUGUUCGUGUUCCGCACCUGGUGGCAGGUCGCCGCCUUCAUCUUGGCGACAUCAUACCUCGCCUCCGGCCUUGCCGGGGGCGAAGAUGGAGUGCGACUGUGGAUGGCACGGCGCCGCCUAGUCAUGGCGGGGAGGAGGAGAAGAGAGUAA
This is a messenger RNA of Phialemonium atrogriseum, 1605 nucleotides long. RefSeq lists its product as uncharacterized. Bases 118 to 1605 code for a protein of 495 amino acids. The record is from RefSeq and is a predicted model, not a curated record. The transcript has a single exon. NCBI's taxonomy places the organism in Eukaryota, Fungi, Ascomycota, Sordariomycetes, Cephalothecales, Cephalothecaceae.